This is a messenger RNA of Rosa chinensis, 3787 nucleotides long. RefSeq names its product protein NLP5. The record is from RefSeq and is a predicted model, not a curated record. Bases 722 to 3457 code for a protein of 911 amino acids. NCBI's taxonomy places the organism in Eukaryota, Viridiplantae, Streptophyta, Magnoliopsida, Rosales, Rosaceae. Gene Ontology annotation, molecular function: protein binding; DNA-binding transcription factor activity. The transcript is spliced from 5 exons.
UGGUAGAGCUGCACCAUCUCUCUCUAUUUCUAUUUCUAUAUUGGUGAAAGAGAGUGCCAAGCCACGACCCCCCCUCCCCCUUCCAUUUUUAACUCGCCGUUGAACAAAUCAUGAUUCCCAUCGAUUCCCACUUCUUCAAGUCAUUGCGUCAUCAACCUAAAGAAUCACCUUUCCUGAUUCUCUCAAUCCCUUUCAUUCAACUCUAGUACUCUACCCUCCCUCUCUCUCCUCUUCCUGCACUCUCUGCUUCAUAUGCUGUUCUGUAAAGUUGACUUUGGAGCGUGAAGUACAAUGCCUAUGAUGGGUUUGUUUUGCCUACGUAUGAGUGGGGCCCCUCAAGUGUGCAAAGUUGGAAUCUUUCUGAUAUAAUCAAGAUUCAUAAUAGUCGGCCCAGAUUGAAAGCUUUGGAAUUGUGGAGGGGAUUUGUUCCUUUGUUUCCCUUCAGACUUCAGAUUCAGUGUGUGUGUCUGUCUGUCAAGUGUUGGCUCUUCUUGUUCCUUGCGUUGCAGACAGUGUGUUUUCAUGGGUAUUUCAGGAAAGAGUACAUAUAAACUAUGAGAAAACAAAAACCCACUUGGGUAUCUUGAGGAAUCCUUAACCAACUGGGAUUUGAAGGCAGAACACUGGAAGUUGGAUUGCUCUUGUGACAUCUUCGUUUUUAAUCUGUUUGAAACUUCGAGUUCAUUCAUUCUUGGUUCUAAGAUACAGCAAAAAGGUGAGCAUGGAAGAUGGUGUUUCAUCACCAGCUACCAUGCUGGGAGCUCCAACUGAUUCCGCAAUGGAUUUAGACUUCAUGGAUGAAUUGUUCUUAGAUGGAUGCUGGUUGGAAACAAUAGAUGGAGCUGGAUUUCCUAAUCAGAGUCCCCUCAGUUCUGGUGCCAUUUUGGACUCCUCGUUUUUCUGGCCUACUUUGGGGACCAAUGGAAAUUUCAGCACGAACCCAUUUCAGACCAGUAAUCAAGAAGAGACACAUACACCACUGUUCAAUGAACUCCAGGAAGAAGCUCCAGCCAACAUGCAGUCUCCUAGCCAGAAUAUGACAGAUGUUGUCAGGUACUCUGGUCAAUCAGGAAAUCAUAUUAUUGAAGGUCAUGAUUUCAGUAGAGGUAUCUGGAUUGGUCCCAUAGAGAAUCAAGUUUCUGCACCGUCUGUGAUGGAGAGAUUAAAGAGGGCACUUGUGUACAUGAAAGAUGUCAUGAGAGACAAAAAUGUUCUUGUACAGGUAUGGCUGCCUGUAAAUAGAGGGGGUAGACGUGUUUUAACAACUAAUGAUCUACUUUCCUCACUUGAUUCUAGCUGUCCAAGGCUUGCCAAGUAUCACGACAUCUCUGUGAAUUAUCAGUUCUCAACUGGAGAAGAUUCUAAGGAGUUUGUCAAGGGGUUGCCUGGUCGUGUUUUUUCAGGUAAGGUUCCUGAGUGGACUCCUGAUGUUCGAUUAUUUAGAAGUGACGAGUACCCACGGGUUGAUGAUGCUCAACGGUAUGAUGUACGAGGAACUCUUGCCCUUCCGAUCUUUGAACAAGGUAGUAGAACUUGCUUGGGUGUAAUUGAGGUUGUUAUGACCACCCAGAAGAUGCAGUAUCAACCUGAGCUUGAAAGUGUUUGCAAGGCACUCGAGGCUGUUGAUCUUCAGAGUUCAAAAAAUUUGAAUACUCAUAAUUUAAAGCAGGCGAGUGACAAGCCCUACAAAGCUGCAUUACCUGAGAUCCGAGAGGUCUUGAGAUCUGCAUGUGAGACGCACAACUUGCCCUUGGCACAAACUUGGGUGUUAUGCAUCCAACAAGGCAAAGAUGGAUGCCGACAUUCUGAUGACAACUACGUUCACUGUGUUUCAACCGUGGAUGAUGCUUGCCAUGUGACUUAUCCUUAUAUCAAGGGUUUUCAUGAAGCUUGCUCUGAGCAUCACUUGUUAAAAGGCCAAGGCAUCGUUGGGAGAGCUUUUAUGACUAAUCAACCAUGCUUCUCAAAUGAUAUAACUUCCUUAGCCAAAACAGAGUAUCCUUUAUCUCACCAUGCCAGGAUGUUUGGAUUGCAUGCCGCGGUUGCAAUACGUCUACGGAGCAUCCACACUGGUUCAACUGAUUUUGUCCUGGAGUUCUUCUUGCCAGUGGAUUGCAGGGAUCCUGAACAACACAAGAAGAUGCUAACUUCACUGUCUUUCAUCAUACAAAAUAUCUGCCGGAGCUUACGGGUUGUCACAGACAAGGAAUUAAAGGAAGAAACAGAUUUGCCAGUCAGUGAAGUGAUAGUCCCUUCAGAUCCCAGGCCUAGUGGUAUUUCCUCUUUUGCAGAGGUGCAACAGACUGAUAAUGAUGUCUCAAUAUUCCCAAAGGAAAAGGCAAGGAAGAUGCCGAGUGCGAAAUCCUCAAAGUUGAGGCCACAAGACUUGAACAAAAAAGAAGGUGUUGACUGUGUUGGAGAGUUUUCUACAUUCGGUGAGGGUAGCUUCUCAAGUGUUGGUGCGAGUAAGACCGGAGAGAAAAGGCGUACCAAGGCGGAGAAAGCUAUCACCUUGGAAGUUCUUCGAAAAUAUUUUUCUGGCAGCCUGAAAGAUGCUGCAAAGAGUCUUGGAGUUUGCUCCACAACCUUGAAAAGGAUAUGCCGACAACAUGGGAUUAAACGUUGGCCAUCUCGAAAAAUCAAGAAGGUUGGUCACUCCUUAGAGAAACUCCAACGUGUAAUUGAUUCAGUCCAAGGUGCGUCCAGUGCUUUCCAAAUCAAUUCUUUCUAUACAAGCUAUCCAGAGUUAGCCUCUCCAAAUUUGUCUGGGACCAGCCCAUUUUCAACUUCAAAGCUGAUUGAUCGGCCAAGGCCAUCAGACGUGCCACCUGAAGGUGGUGUUUUGAGUCCCCAAGCUACUGCAUCAAAAUCUCCGUCGUCCUCAUGUAGUCAGUGUUCCAGUUCAAGCCAGUGCUGUUCCAGCAAGACAGAGCAGCAUCUUCCCACAUGGAGCAUCGCAGAUAAUGACGAUCCAAUUGCUGGAGAUAAUAGAGUGCUGAAGAGGGUCAGAAGUGAAGCAGAGUUGAAUGACCUUCGUCAAGGUGGAGUGGAUGAGCUAAUGCAAAGAUCCCAGAGCCAUAAAUAUCUCAGUGAGCAACAAAACUUGCAGUCUUUUCGACCUCCACUGAAAUAUGAUGGCCAGAUAGCUGAAGAAAGGGAUGCUCGAAGAGUAAAAGUCGCAUAUGGGGAUGAGAAAACUCGAUUUCGCAUUCAAAAUAACUGGAGAUAUGAAGAUUUGGGGCAAGAAAUUGCAAAGCGAUUUGGUAUAGAGGACAUGAGUAGAUUUGAUAUGAAGUACUUGGACGAUGAUUCAGAGUGGAUCUUGUUAACAUGUGAUGCAGAUUUAGAUGAGUGCCUUGAUGUAUGUCGCUCUUCACGAUGCAGUACAAUUAAGCUCUCCCUCCAGCUUUCUCGUCGUCAUUUAGAAAGGUUCUCAGGUAGCAGUGGCCCUUCAUGAUGGAUUGUAACUAGUAAAAAGCUUCAUGAGUUGCAACACGGAUGAGGUGGCAGAAUUUUGCAGUGAAUAUAAUGGAAGUGAACCUUCCGGUUGAAUGGAAUUUUCAUGUCUUCCAUGAACUGUUGGAGACAAUCAGCGUUGUUAUCUGGGACCUCCAUCAUCUGCAGUUAUUUGGUAUACUUUCUAUUAGCUAGCUAGUUAAUAGUUGUCUGUACAUUGUAGUGAAUGAACAUAAUUGUUCCUUUUGUUUUAAUUUUGAAAUAGGCCUUGUGUUUCUUUUCCCUCCAUUUCUGAUAAAUUAUAUCAAAUAUCAUAUGAUUUUGUGAUCUU